This is a messenger RNA of Diorhabda carinulata, 1445 nucleotides long. RefSeq names its product fumarylacetoacetase-like. Gene Ontology annotation, molecular function: fumarylacetoacetase activity. The transcript is spliced from 9 exons. The record is from RefSeq and is a predicted model, not a curated record. Bases 148 to 1410 code for a protein of 420 amino acids. NCBI's taxonomy places the organism in Eukaryota, Metazoa, Arthropoda, Insecta, Coleoptera, Chrysomelidae. Gene Ontology annotation, biological process: L-tyrosine catabolic process; L-phenylalanine catabolic process; homogentisate catabolic process.
AUUCAGAAUAUAGAUAACUUAUCAGAGACAACAUUUGCUUAAAUUAAAGCCUUGACAAUCCUUAUGUAUGAAGCAUUUUACAUUAGAAUUAUUCAAUUUACAUAAAUCCAAAUACAAAGUAAAUUAAUUUUUUUAAGCAAAGUCACUAUGAGAAGCUUCCUUAAAUACUGUAAAUUUUCUGAUUUUCCCAUAGAGAAUCUCCCUUAUGGUAUUUUUACUGCACCCGGUAAGCUCAAACCUAGAAUAGGGGUCGCCAUAGCAGAUUCUAUAUUAGAUUUAAAUGAAAUUUCUCAACUUUUCGACGGUCCCGAAUUAAAAAAACAUCAACAUGUUUUUAAAGAAUCGACAUUAAAUCGUUUCAUGGGGUUAACACCCAAAGCUUGGAAAGAAGCUAGGAGCACUAUACAAAAUAUCCUUUCAGAGGACAAUCCAGUUCUUCAAAACGAUGAUAUUCUUAGAAAAAAAGCUUUUACGAGGCAAUCCGAAGCUAAGAUGCACCUACCAGCUCAAAUCGGGGAUUUCACUGACUUUUCCUCGUCCAUACAUCACGCAAAAAACGCUGGAAAUCUUUUUAGAGGGAAAGAAAACGCAAUAGCGACAAAUUGGAAGCAUCUUCCAGUGGCUUAUCAUUGUCGAGCAAGUACCGUGGUCAUAUCUGGUACUCCAAUUCAUAGACCAUAUGGACAAGCAGUGCUAGAAGAUGGUGGACUUCCAGUAUUUGGUCCAAGUAAACUAAUGGAUUACGAACUAGAGAUGGCGUUUUUCGUUGGUGGAACCAAUAAUUUAGGGGAACCCAUCAAAGUAGAAAAUGCUCAAGAUCAUAUUUUCGGUUUCGUUAUAAUGAACGACUGGAGUGCUAGAGAUAUAUUAUCAUGGGAAUACGUACCACUAGGACCAUUCGUUUCUAAAAAUUUUAGUACCACAAUCUCUCCAUGGGUAGUUACAACAUUUGCAUUGGAACCUUUCAAAACUGAUAAUUACCCACAGGAACCAGAACCUUUAUCAUACCUAAGACAUAGUGACAAUUUUAAUUACGAUAUUCAUCUUCAAGUUGAUGUAUCACCGAAAGGAGAUACUAUGUCCAGAACUGUAUGUCGUUCAAAUUUCAAAAAUUUGUACUGGACACCUAAACAACAGCUCGCUCAUCAUACCAUAACUGGUUGUAAAAUGAAUCCUGGUGAUCUACUAGGCAGCGGCACCAUUAGCGGAGAAUCACCCGAAUCUUUCGGUUCCACGUUAGAAUUAGCUUGGAAGGGAACGAAACCUCGAAAUCUAUUAGACGGAUCUCAAAAUAAAUUCCUACAAGAUGGCGAUACUGUCACAAUGACAGCCGUUUGUAAAGGAGAUACCUACAAUAUCGGUUUCGGUACAUGCGUUGGUACUUUACUGCCACCCAAAAACAUUUAUUAAUAUGUUAAUAAAUUAUUUUUUCAUUACUUUCGAAA